This is a messenger RNA of Dictyostelium purpureum, 2811 nucleotides long. RefSeq lists its product as uncharacterized. The transcript is spliced from 3 exons. Gene Ontology annotation, biological process: protein phosphorylation; intracellular signal transduction; regulation of DNA-templated transcription. The coding region runs from base 1 to 2811 and encodes 936 amino acids. Lineage: Eukaryota; Evosea; Eumycetozoa; Dictyosteliales; Dictyosteliaceae. Gene Ontology annotation, molecular function: protein serine/threonine kinase activity; ATP binding. The record is from RefSeq and is a predicted model, not a curated record. Gene Ontology annotation, cellular component: cytoplasm.
AUGAAUACACAUAAUGCAUUUCAACAAAGGUCAAUGGAUAGUGCUAUUGUAACUAUUAAUGAUAAAGGUUAUAUUCAAUCAGUUGAUAGAAAGACAUGUGAAUUGUUUGGGUAUACAAUAGAAGAGUUACAAAUGCAAAAGGUCAAUAUAUUAAUUCCAUCACCAUAUAAAGAACAACAUGAUACAUAUAUGCAAAAUUACUUUGAAACUGGAAUUAGAAAGAUUAUAGAUAAAAGUAGAGUCGUAGAAGGUCUCCAUAAAGAUGGAAGUGUAUUUCCAAUUACAUUGUCAGUCACAGAGGUUAAAAUUUGGAAUAAGAGAAUGUUUAUUGGCUCAAUUGAACCUGUAAUUGAUAAGCGUUUAAUCAUUUACACCGACGUCCAUGGUAUUAUAACCUAUUGCAAUAGAAAUGUAGAAGAGCUAAUAGGGUACACUCCGGCCGAACUUUUUGGAAAGAAUGUUUCAACUCUUAUGCCAUCUCCACAUGCAAAGAAUCACGGUGAUUACAUUGAAAAGAAUUAUCACGGUGGUGGUCUUUGGAAAAUGUUGAAUCGGGUUAGAAAUUUACCAAUCAAACAUAAGAAUGGUGUUGUUUUCCUCGUUUCAAUUCUUGUAACAAAAAUUUCAACCGAUGGUAUCGAUAUGUUUAAAGCAAUCAUUCAAACACCACCCAAAGAAGCCGUUUUUACAAUCAAUGGUGAAGGUAUCAUCAAAGCUUGCAAUUUUAAUUUCACCGAGCCAAUGUUUGGUUAUACUCAAAAAGAUUUAGUUGGUAAUACAAUUGGUAUGUUAAUACCUGAAAUGUCUAAAAUUAUUGACAACACAGUAAUUGGUAUAAAUGAAUCACACGAUAAUAAUAACAGUAAUAUUAACAAUAGUGGUAAUAAUAGUAAUAGUAGUAAUAAUAACAAUAACAAUAGCAAUAGCAAUAACAAUAACAAUAGCAUUAAUAUUGCAACCACCGUUGCCUCAUCACCAGCUGGGCAUGAUUCAUCACCAUUAAAUAAUAGUACAAACACACCAAAUACACCAACUCAAUCAAGAGGUGUCGAAAGUUGGUUGGGUAGAACAAGAAAGGUUGACGUUUGGCAUAAGGAUGGUUCAAGAUUCCCAGUAAAUUUAGAGAUUAUUAAACUUCAAGGUGAAAGUUCAAUCUUUUCGCUUCAAAUAAAAAAAGUAGAAAACCCAUCAAGAGUGUACAAAGAUAAAGGUGAAAAGAGUAGUGAAAAGAGUGAAAAAUCUGAAAAAGAGAAAUCAUCAGAAAAGAAAGAAAAGAAAAAGAGAAAGAAGGAAAGAAGUGAAUCAUCUGAUGAAUCAGAUUCAAGCGAAACAGAACAUAAAAAGAAAAAAGAAAAAAGAAGGAGUAGAAAGGAUGAAAGCGAUAGUGACAGUGAUAGUGAUAGUGAAAGUAGUUCAAGCAGAAAGCAUUCAAGACAUGACAAUAAUGGCAGUAAUCAUAGUGGCAGUGGCGGUUUCUAUCAACCUGAAAUGAUUGGAGAGUAUACCCUAGGUAAAACUUUAGGCAGAGGAAAUUAUGGUGUAGUUAAACUUGGUACUCAUAUUUCAACAAAAGAUGAAAUUGCAAUUAAAAUUCUUUACAAAGAACAAAUGACAGAAUCAGAGUUUACAAGAUGUAAAAGAGAAAUCGAAAUUUUAAAACAGCUAUGCCAUCCAUUCAUUAAUAAAUUAAUUAAUGUACUUGAAAAAGAUGAUGCAAUGUUCAUCUUAAUGGAGUAUUGCCCUGGAGGUGAUUUAUUCCACUAUGUAAAUAAGUAUGGACUCAAGGGUGUAAAAAUGGUAAACUCACCAGAUAUUGGUGAGCAAGUAUUAAUGGGCGUUCCUUUAUCAGAAGAAGAUACAAGAAGAAUAUUUACUCAAAUUUGUUUAGGUAUUGCUCAUUGUCAUAAGUUAAAUAUCGCACAUAGAGAUAUUAAACAUAAGAAUAUAUUAUUCGACAACCAAAUGAACGUUAAAAUUAUAGAUUUUGGUUUAAGUAAUUGGUCAUAUCAAAAGAAUCUUUCAUUUUGUGGUACACCAGCAUAUGCAUCACCAGAAAUGCUUUUGGGUAUUAACUAUAAUGGACCAGAGGUUGAUAUUUGGUCAUUGGGUGUUAUUUUAUAUAGUUUGGUUACAGGUAGAUUACCAUUCAUCAAUGUUACCGAUAUGAUUGUUGGUAAAUUUACAAUUCCAGGAUCAAUUCCAGUUGAUUUACAAGAUCUAAUAAAGAAAAUGUUAACUGUAGAUAGAGAACAAAGACUUAACAUUUAUGGAGUAAUAAAUCACUCAUGGUUAAUGAAAGAUCCAACCACAUCAGCUUUAAUCACCCAAAAUUUACUUAGUUUAGCUUCAUCAACACCAGUUUCAUCUUCAUCACAAAUUCAACCAACCUCUUCAAUUUUACCAAGUUAUAAUAUAAAUGAACUCGAUAUUGCUAAAAACAAUAUAUUAAAUAUCACCCAAAUUAACCAACAAAAAACAACCACAACUAAUAGUUCAAAUAUAAACAACCAACAACAGCAACCAAAUAAUAUAUAUAUACAGUCACCUCCAAGUAAUAACAAUAACAACAACAACAACAACAACAUUAAUAGUAAUAAUAACAACAAUAACAAUAAUAAUAUUUUUCAACAAUCACCAUAUUUCGUUCAAGCACCGAGAAAUGAUGACUUUAAUUUAGGUCAACCUUUACAACAAAAUCCUUUUGAUCAAAAUCAAAUACCUUCUUAUUAUGGCCAACCUCCAAAUAAUAACAGUAAUACAUCAAACUUUAAUAAUUCGAAUGACUAUUCACAAUUAAGAAAAAGUACUUAA